Messenger RNA from Cutaneotrichosporon oleaginosum, 1145 nucleotides. RefSeq lists its product as uncharacterized. The record is from RefSeq and is a predicted model, not a curated record. NCBI's taxonomy places the organism in Eukaryota, Fungi, Basidiomycota, Tremellomycetes, Trichosporonales, Trichosporonaceae.
CUACUGCUUACAGGACACAAGUCCUGCUCCCAUGGUCCCGACUGACAGACCCAGCUCCGAAGACCCCAAUAUCUUCGCAAACCAUUGCCUCAACAUGUCUUGAACGAAGGCAAUCUUGAGGUUGCCGGCAGCGACAAGGCGCGCUUCACGUUGAAUAACCAUCAUCUCUGCGAUGGCAUCAUCUCACGCCUGCAUUGGCCACGCUCGCAAGACAUAUGACUCUUGCGUUAGCCGUCUAAACCCCAGCGCCCUUCACCCUCUUCCCAAAUGGGGCUGAAGUCCCUCUAGAUCUUGCAGAGCCAUAAGCGAAUCCGCACAAACGACUCUAAAGUGUCACAGUCAAGUAUUCGGUCCUAUCCCACAUUCGCACCCCUCCAAACUUACCCGCCAUGUCAGCCACUCCCGUCUCGAGCGAUCCGAACUGGACCGACGGAAACUUCGUGAUCACCAGCAGCGACGGUGUCAAGUUCAAGGUCAAGGAGUACAACCUGUAUUGGGCAAGCCCGGUGUUCGCAGAGGCACACUCCCGCAACUUCUCCGGCAAGGAGAUCGAGCUGACCGAUCCCGAGCUCGAGACAGCUGCCAUCCUGCGCCUCUUCCUGACGGUCAUCACGACCCUCCAUCUGCCCAUGGACCAGUUCAAGGACGGCGACCUGACGACGCUGACCAACUUCCUCUUCUUCCUACGCAAGUGGGACGCCAAGCAGCUCUUCCCUUUCGUGCUGGAGUAUAUCCACGCGGCGGUCAAGGGGGCCAAGCUGUCGCCGCUGCACGUCUUCCAGCUCGGGGCGCAGAUUGACGACGUCGAUACAUGCCUGGUAGCGUUGCGCCACACCGCCGGCUAUGAUCCAUGGUGGGGGCCCUGGUGGACGGCUGAGGACGACUACCGCCCGUUUAACGCCUGCGGGUGGUCGCUCCGGUUCUACAAGGAGCACAAGAUUCCUGCCGUCUACCUCCUUGCGCUCAACCAGUCGAUGGGACAUUCGCCGACGCACCCCGACGGGUGGUUCAAGGAGUAUCUGGAGAGGGCAAAGAAGGAGGAGAGGGAGUGGGCCAAUAGGGCUUGGUAGAGGCUGGUCGUGCUCUGCAGUAUCGCUUAGUCGUGAGAUCGUCCUGUUCAUCCAGAAAUUUCGUCAUUAUCAACA